Messenger RNA from Pyricularia pennisetigena, 1725 nucleotides. RefSeq lists its product as uncharacterized. Bases 1 to 1725 code for a protein of 574 amino acids. Lineage: Eukaryota; Fungi; Ascomycota; Sordariomycetes; Magnaporthales; Pyriculariaceae. The record is from RefSeq and is a predicted model, not a curated record. Gene Ontology annotation, molecular function: CoA-ligase activity. Gene Ontology annotation, biological process: secondary metabolic process. The transcript is spliced from 2 exons.
AUGACAAUUAAAUCACGGUGGGAGAAGGAGGUCCCCCAGUGCUCUCUGCAACAAUGGAUCUUUGGAUCGUCUCGUGGGCCCCUCGAGGGCGGUAAAGUCUUCAUCGAUGCCGAUCGCCCGGACACUCACUACCUCACCAUCACCGAGUUCAGAUUGCUUGCCAAGCGUGUUGCUAUAGGUCUUCAAGCAGCGGGUUUGAAGCCAGGGGAUCGCGUGUUGGUCUAUUCAGGAAACAGCAUCUGGUUCCCGGCUGUCAUGAUAGGCAUCCUCAUGGCCGGUGGCGUCUUCACAGGUGCCAACCCCGGGUUCGUUGCCCGAGAGCUUGCGUACCAACUACGCGACAGCGGCGCUUCUUUCGUCUUUGCUGCCCCUGUGGUCCUGGACGUUGCACUCGAAGCUGCCGAGGAGGCAAAGAUGAAGCCUUCGCAAAUCUUCGUCUUCGACCCGGAAAUAAAUGCCAAAGACGGGGAGCCUCAGUACGAACCUGACAGUGAGGGCACCGGCGCCCGUCACUGGGCCGAGCUGCUCAAGGGCACACUCGCCAAGGCCGACACGUGGGACUGGAUCGAGCCGGCCAACCCUGCCGAAACGACCUGCUGCCUAAACUACAGCUCAGGAACGACGGGUGUGCCCAAAGGCGUCGAGAUAUCACACGGUGCCUACGUCGCAAAUGGCGAGGGCGUCACCUUUGUCAUGAAUCUCGAUCCCGACCUGGCGGAGAACAAGAAGAGCCUGACCCAUCUCUGCUUCCUGCCAAUGUACCACGCCAUGGCCCAGACCUACUUUGUUGCAAACUACCCACGCCGGCGUGAUCCUUCCUACAUAAUGCCGUACUUUGACUUCGAAAAAAUGCUCCAGCACGUGCAGAACUACCGCAUCAACGCCCUUUUUGUCGUCCCGCCCAUCGUGGUGGCGUUGGCCAAGCACCCGCUUGCCCGCCAGUACGAUCUAAGCUCCGUCGAGAAUGUCGGCUGCGGCGCGGCCCCGCUCGGCCCCGAAGCCAUCAAGGAGUGCGAAGAGCUUUGGCCUAGUGGUAACGUCAAGAUCAGGCAGGGCUGGGGCAUGACCGAGGUGACGUGCACGGCGCUCGGCUGGGACCCCAGAAUCGAGGCAUCCGAGACGACGGCUGUGGGCGAGCUGAUGCCAAACUUUUAUGCCAAGCUGGUUGAGACUGAUGGCUCCGACAGACCUAUCACUGAGGCCAACAAGAGGGGCGAACUGUGGGUAUCGGGCCCAACAAUGCUCAAGGGUUAUUGGAAGAACCCCCAGGCAACCAAUGCGACCAUUGUAUACGACAAGGAGGAGAACAGGCGGUACCUCCGAACGGGAGACAUCGCAUACGUCGAGCGGUACGAGGCUGGCACGCCCUUCCAUGUCGUCGACCGGCUCAAGGAGCUCAUAAAGGUCAAAGGGAACCAGGUGGCGCCGGCCGAGCUUGAGUCCGUUCUUCUCCAGCGCUCCGACAUCAUUGAUGUCGGCGUUGUCGGCGUCACAAUCAAGGGCGAGGAGUACCCGCGUGCAUACGUUGUCCUAGCCCCUGGGGCCAAGACCACUAGCGAGGACAUCAUCAAGUGGAUCGAGCCCAAAGUUGCCAAGUACAAACAAUUGAAGGGCGGCGUGGCCAUCAUCGAUGCCAUUCCCAAAAAUCCUUCUGGCAAAAUCCUCCGCAAGAUCCUCCGCGAGCAGGCCAAAGCCGAGGUUGGAGACAAAGCCUCCAAGUUGUAG